AUGUGUCUGUUGGAUGCAAUGUCUCUGACAGCAAAAUCUGAUGCGCAUCAUGCAUGUCUGUCUUCUUGGUGCAGGAUUACACUGAGUUUCAGUACAGAUGUAGGCACGCUCAGCCUACAUGGUCUCCAUAGCAACAUGCCUGAACCAAGUGACCCCAACAGCAGUACCUUAGACUCUCAGGAAGGUAAUGGUUCAAUGAGUGUCACCAUAGCAAUUGAUUCUCUGGAUGAGGAUGAUCUGAACACCUUGCUGACUAUUCAGCUGUCCCUGCAGGAGUGUGGACUAGCCUUGGACUCAGAGCCUCAGCAUGUGCUUAGUAAUGAGACCUCCCUAGAGUCCAUUGGCUCAUCUCUGUCUUCUAGAUCAGAGCCUCUUGUCCACCCUGUGGACUGUCCCUGCUCCUCACUCAGCAGCUCUGGGCUCUUGGAGCUGGAUGACAGCUUCAUGAGGCUGGGCACCAUCACUAGCCAGUAUGCUCCCACUGACAUAGACUCCAACACUGAUGCCCCAGGUUUGGUCGCCUUUGCUAAUGCCAACCUGCUUGGAAACAUCAUGGCCUGGCAUGACAUGAACCCUCAUGUUGUGUUGAUCCCAUCUGCGUCUGCAGAUAUCAGCCCCUGUCACCCCCCCAUCUCUGAUGAGGUACAGGAACUUCUUUAGCUCCAGAAGGGGGAGAUCGAAGUGGUAAAACCUGACCAGAAAUACCACUCUUUGAUUAAAAAGACUGAGGAGCUGGAGAGACCCAGACUGAUGGAAGUGGAAUGAGACAGUUCAGACAUGGAAGAGGUUUGCUGCUGUGUAGAGCACGGCAGCUCUGCUCCUCAUAAGACCAACUGUGAUCUCCAGCCAGCUGAUCCCGCUGUAGAAAGGGAGGAACAGGAGGACCUGGUCUGAUUAAUGCAAAUUCAGCUCUGUGACCUGAGGGCUUGUAAUAUGGACCAACUCUACAUUUAAAGGAUCAACUACUGCAUCAACCAGAGAAAGCUUCAA
This is a messenger RNA of Electrophorus electricus (electric eel), 990 nucleotides long. Lineage: Eukaryota; Metazoa; Chordata; Actinopteri; Gymnotiformes; Gymnotidae. The record is from RefSeq and is a predicted model, not a curated record.